Panthera uncia (snow leopard) is the source of this 7393-nucleotide messenger RNA. It is a transcript of the gene PDE4D, whose product is annotated as phosphodiesterase 4D. NCBI's taxonomy places the organism in Eukaryota, Metazoa, Chordata, Mammalia, Carnivora, Felidae. The coding region runs from base 679 to 2919 and encodes 746 amino acids. Gene Ontology annotation, cellular component: nucleus; perinuclear region of cytoplasm; cytosol. The record is from RefSeq and is a predicted model, not a curated record. Gene Ontology annotation, biological process: signal transduction; cAMP catabolic process; regulation of cardiac muscle cell contraction. Gene Ontology annotation, molecular function: transmembrane transporter binding; 3',5'-cyclic-AMP phosphodiesterase activity; ATPase binding. The transcript has 15 exons.
CUUGGGAUUUGUCUUCUAAGGUGCACCAGAUUGUAUUUAGCAAGCAGGGAAAUAUUCCUCCUUAUCUAGCUAGUGCUUGUUUAUUCUUCCCUUAUAAAAAGCAAAGGACUAGCAAUUUUCUUUUACGAACAUGGGCUGAAGGCAGAUAAAUAGCCCUUGCGGGAGAGGAAGGUCAAGUUCAAAGUUUUUCUUUCCUUUGGAUUCAGGAAUAAGCAAAUGGAAAGACUAGCCAAACAACCGAGCAGCAGGCAUCUGAUGGUUAAGCCCUCCCCCCAGGACUUUUUAUGUACAUAAGCAGAAGUCACUGGAGCAGCUGCGGCGCAUUAGUUCCAAUAGUUUAACAGGCUGCUUUGUAGCGCUGACAAAGCCGUGCUAACGCAGUGGCUUCCCUCCAUGUUCCCCUGCCCUGCGAGCUCGUCAGUGAUCUUUGGCAGGGGAUCCGCAGAGGAGGGGUGACGUUUAACAGGCUUCCGCUGAGGAGUGCGCUCGCCUCCUCUACACCCAGCCCCAUCUCCACGGAGAGACUGAGGCAGGCGACCGAAUGAUCUAACAGCAGCUGGAUCCAAUCUGCUUCCCUGGACAUUUCCCCGGACUUGUGAGCGAGGCAGUCGCUGGAAAGAGGCCAGGGAACCACGUUGCCCUGGAUUGUUGCCAACUGUACAAACUUGACCGGGAAAAAUGGCUCAGCAGACGACAAGCCCGGACACCUUAACAGUACCUGAAGUGGAUAAUCCGCAUUGUCCAAACCCCUGGCUGAACGAGGAUCUUGUGAAAUCCUUGCGCGAAAACCUGUUGCAGCACGAGAAGUCCAAGACAGCAAGGAAAUCCGUUUCUCCCAAGGUGUCUCCAGUGAUCUCUCCGAGAAAUUCCCCCAGGCUUCUGCGGAGGAUGCUUCUUAGUAGCAACAUCCCCAAACAGCGGCGUUUCACGGUGGCACAUACGUGUUUUGAUGUGGACAAUGGCACAUCUGCGGGACGGAGUCCCUUGGAUCCCAUGACCAGCCCGGGAUCUGGGCUAAUUCUCCAAGCAAACUUCGUCCACAGUCAACGUCGGGAGUCCUUUCUGUAUCGAUCCGACAGCGAUUAUGACCUGUCUCCAAAGUCUAUGUCCCGGAACUCCUCCAUUGCCAGUGAUAUACAUGGAGAUGACUUGAUCGUGACUCCAUUUGCUCAGGUCUUGGCCAGCCUGCGAACUGUACGAAACAACUUUGCUGCAUUAACUAAUUUGCAAGAUCGAGCACCUAGCAAAAGAUCACCCAUGUGCAACCAACCAUCCAUCAACAAAGCCACCAUAACAGAGGAGGCCUACCAGAAACUGGCCAGCGAGACCCUGGAGGAGCUGGACUGGUGUCUGGACCAGCUAGAGACCCUGCAGACGAGGCACUCUGUCAGUGAGAUGGCCUCCAACAAGUUUAAAAGGAUGCUUAAUCGGGAGCUCACCCAUCUCUCUGAAAUGAGUCGGUCUGGAAAUCAAGUGUCAGAGUAUAUAUCAAACACAUUCUUAGAUAAGCAACAUGAAGUGGAAAUUCCUUCUCCAACUCAGAAGGAAAAGGAGAAAAAGAAAAGGCCAAUGUCUCAGAUCAGCGGGGUCAAGAAGUUGAUGCACAGCUCCAGUUUGACAAAUUCAAGCAUCCCGAGAUUUGGGGUUAAAACUGAACAAGAAGAUGUCCUUGCCAAGGAACUAGAAGAUGUAAACAAAUGGGGCCUUCAUGUUUUCAGAAUAGCAGAGCUGUCCGGUAACCGGCCUUUGACUGUUAUCAUGCAUACUAUUUUUCAGGAACGGGAUUUAUUAAAAACAUUUAAAAUUCCAGUAGACACUUUAAUUACAUACCUGAUGACCCUGGAAGACCAUUACCAUGCUGAUGUGGCCUACCACAACAAUAUUCAUGCUGCAGAUGUGGUCCAGUCAACACAUGUGCUGUUAUCUACACCUGCUUUGGAGGCCGUGUUUACAGAUUUGGAGAUUCUUGCAGCAAUUUUUGCCAGUGCAAUACAUGAUGUAGAUCAUCCGGGUGUGUCAAAUCAGUUUCUGAUCAAUACAAACUCUGAACUUGCCUUGAUGUACAAUGAUUCUUCUGUCUUGGAGAACCAUCAUCUGGCUGUGGGCUUUAAGUUGCUUCAGGAAGAAAACUGUGACAUUUUCCAGAAUCUGACCAAAAAGCAAAGACAAUCAUUAAGGAAGAUGGUCAUUGACAUUGUACUUGCAACAGACAUGUCAAAACACAUGAAUCUACUGGCUGAUUUGAAAACUAUGGUGGAAACUAAGAAAGUGACAAGUUCUGGAGUUCUUCUUCUUGAUAAUUAUUCUGAUAGGAUUCAGGUCCUUCAGAAUAUGGUGCACUGUGCAGAUCUGAGCAACCCAACAAAGCCUCUUCAGCUGUACCGCCAGUGGACUGACCGCAUAAUGGAGGAGUUCUUCCGCCAAGGAGACCGAGAGAGAGAGCGGGGCAUGGAGAUAAGUCCUAUGUGUGACAAGCACAAUGCAUCUGUGGAAAAAUCACAGGUGGGCUUCAUAGACUAUAUUGUUCAUCCUCUGUGGGAGACAUGGGCAGACCUCGUGCAUCCUGACGCCCAGGACAUUUUGGACACUUUGGAGGACAAUCGUGAAUGGUACCAGAGCACAAUUCCUCAGAGCCCCUCUCCAGCACCUGAUGACCAGGAGGAAGGCCGGCAGGGUCAAACGGAGAAGUUCCAGUUUGAACUAACUUUAGAGGAAGACGGCGAGUCAGACACCGAAAAGGACAGUGGAAGUCAAGUGGAAGAAGACACGAGCUGCAGUGACUCCAAGACUCUGUGUACUCAAGACUCAGAGUCGACUGAAAUUCCCCUUGAUGAACAGGUGGAAGAAGAGACGGUAGGGGAGGAAGAAGACAGCCAGCCUGAAGCCUGUGUAAUAGAAGAUCAUUCUCCUGACACGUAACAGUGCAAAGACUUUCACGCCUUUUGUUUUGUUCUGUUUUUUUUUUAAUUUAAGUAGAAAAAUUGUUUCCAAAGUGCAUGUCACAUGCCACAACCAUGAUCACACCUCACUGUCAUCUGCCAGGAUGUUUGUUGAACAAAACUGACCUUGACUACUCAGUCUGGCGCUCAGGAAUAUUGUAACCAGUUUUUUCACCUCCAUGUCAUCGGAGCAAGGGGGACAUCUUCAUGAACAGCAUUUUAACAAGAUUUCAGCUUGGUAGAGCUGACAAAGAGAAAAUCAACUGCAAAAUGUUUUCAAUAGAGUGGCUCAUCGGGCAGCCCAAAAGUUGUUAUGAUUUGGGGUUUCUUUACUUUUUAUUUGUUUGCAAUAUUUUCAGCAGAAAGAAAGCAUUACACAGACAGAGUGAACUCAUGGAUGAAGCAACAAAUGUGUCAGGAACAGGACACAGCAUGAAUCUGUUACCAGGAGGAAGAUGAGCCACAGAAAUUGCAUAAUUUUCUAAUUUCAAGUCUUCCUGAUACAUGACUGUAUAGUGUGGUUCACUGAGCUGCACUGACCUCUACAUUUUGUAUGAUAUGUAAAACAGAUUUUUUGUAGAGCUUACUUUUAUUAUUAAAUGUACUGAGGUAUUAUAUUUAAAAAAACUAUGUUCAAAACUUCAUCUGCCACUGGUUAUUUUUUUCUAAGGAGUAACUUGCAAGUUUUCAGUACAAAUCUGUGCUACACUGGAUAAAUCUAAUUUACGAAUUUUACUUGCACCUUAUAGUUCAUAGCAAUUAACUGAUUUGUAGUGAUUCAUUGUUUUAUAUACCAAUGACUUCCAUAUUUUAAAACAGAAACCAAUUUUAUGUUGCAGGAAACCCUUUUUGUAGGUCUUCAUUUGCUUUGCUUUUCAUUUCAGUCUUUUCAGAUAAGCAGAGUUGCUCUCACUGAUAUUUUUUUCACGGUGUACAAAGUGAAUAUUUGUUCUGUGAUACUUUGAUGUGCAUUCUGUCUAAUGUGUCUUAAGCCUCAUAAACAAUCAUCAGUUGGUGUUGUCUGAAGCAAGUAAGAGAUAUAUAAAUACACAGUAGCUAAAAUGGUCUUUUUUAGAUAUUUUCCUACUUAGUGUCUUCUGAUAACUUUUUGCUGUGUCAAUAGACCCUCAUUUCACAAGUGCAUGUCUUUGUAAUAACCCUCACAUUUUAUGCUCAUUUCUGUUGUUUUCACAGUCAGUUGUAGUAAGAACUUUUUUCCCCUUGUGCUGCUUUAUUAUUUAGUGUGUGUUUGAAUCUCUGUCCAUGUUCACUAGAUGGGGUCUUAUCAAAUAUAUCACCACCAUUCUGAGUGAUGAAAAGUAGCAGGUAGUCAGGCUAGAGUCACCAUUUAUUUCUACCACAAGGCCAAAUAUAAUGCCUAACUUUAACUCUUGAUUUACACAGAAAAGUUAACAGCUAGCUAGGUAAUUUUUAAAAAUAUUAGCAGAGUAUAUUAACAAACACCAGUACAACUAAUGUUCUUUGUUUCCAUGAUUUCACCAUGGGAUUAAGAACUAUAUGAGGAAUAUUCUUGAGAAGAGAUCUUAAGUGUAGCAACUACUCUUCCUUAAUGGAUAGCCUAGUAAUGUAGAAAUUGCUCUCACAGUUAUCACUGGUCCACAAGUAUGUCUUGUAGAGGAGAAUAUUAAAUGCACCAAGGGAAAGAAGUUGAUGAUGCUGCUGGCACCAGAGGUUUGGUAAUAUAAUGCCACGCUAAAAUACUAGGAUGGGUAAGAAGAUUCUACCUAAGUAACAGAGCUAAUUCUUGGCUGCAUUUAGCACCAAGAAAUGUAUUACAAUUUUAGGGAUUACUUUCCAGUAUUUACCUUCAAUUGGCAUCCCGGGGCACUUACCUAGUCUGGAUGUUCUGUCCAUUCCAGCUCUUAGUAAAGCAUUUGCCUUGUCUAUGAAGAAUUUGGAGCCCAAAUAGUCAUUUUUCACAUUGAUAUUAUUUAUGGAAAAUAAACAGUCAAGAAAACUUAUAACCCUGAAAAGCAUUUAUAUUUGGGAUUUCUCAAGGGCCUUCUGGCGACUAAUAACCAAGUCAUCAGCCAGGGGAAAUGACCCAAGCUAAACAUAGUCCCUAUUUGAAUCCCCGGAGAUCCACAAGGGAACUUCUGACAGAAAAAUUAUGUAGCUCUGAUCUGUUCUUAGAGCAGAACAGGAAUCAACUAAUUAAUGAUCAGAUUUCCACCCUCUUCCCUGAAAAAAAAAAUCAGUAAUCUUUCAAAUAAAGUCCUGUGGUUAGCCAAGUGGUUUCAUAAGAACAGUUGAAAACUUGUUUUAUUUGUUCUUGAUGGAAGUCUAGAAGAAAAGGCAAACAAUCUAGAGUGUAUUCCUUUAUCCAAAAUAUUCUCAUUCCCUCCUCUCACUACUGCUUGGUAUUUCCCCCACAGAGUGCCUAAAAUCUUGAUAAUAAUAGAAAAAAAUUAAAGUAGCAAUAUGUCACAAAUCCGGACCUGAAAGGAUUUGUAACUGCAUUGAAAAGCAGAGUUGUUUUGUUUUCAACUUGUUGGUUUAUAAUGAUCACGUGUUGUGAAGAUACUCACCGAUGGACAAUCAAAUUGUAGAAAAGGCAAUAUCCAAGAGACAGAGACUAAUGCACUGUACAGUCUGCUUAUCCUCUCCCUUCUUUCUCUUCCCUUCUCUCUUGCCAAAGUGUGCUUCAGAAUUAUGCACCGCUUUACAGAGAACAUCCUUUUACAAGUGGCUUUACGUUUCCUAAAAUGCCAUAAGAAAAUGCAAUAUCUGGGUACUGUAUGGGGAAAAAAAGUCCAAGUUUGCAUAAAACCAGUACAUUUCAGCUUGCAAGUUACUAAACACAAUAACGCUGUUUUAAUUUUCUUUUACAUCACUUAAAAUUCACAAGAAAAUAAUGUAGAUAGAACAAAUUGCAGACAAGGAAAAAAAAACUUGAAUGAAAUGGAUUUUACAGAAAGCUUUAUGAUAAUUUUUGAAUGCAUUAUUUAUUUUUUGUGCCAUGCAUUUUUUUUUCUCACCAAAUGACCUUACCUGUAAUACAGUCUUGUUUGUCUGUUUACAACCAUGUAUUUAUUGUAAUGUACAUACUGUAAUGUUAAUUGUAAAUUAUCAGUUCUUAUUAAAACAUCAUCCCACGAUGGGAUGGUGUUGAUAUAUUUGGAAACUCUUGGUGAGAGAAUGAAUGGUGUGUAUACAUACUCCUUGUACAUUUUCUUUUCUCCUGUAAUAUAUAUAGUCUUGUCACCUUAGAGCUUGUUUAUGGAAGAUUCAAGAAAACUAUAAAAUACAUAAAGAUAUAUAAAUUUAAAAAACAUAGCUGCAGGUCUUUGGUCCCAGGGCUGUGCCUUAACUUUAACCAAUAUUUUCUUCUGUUCUGCUGCAUUUGAAAGUAAGGCAAUGGGGGCGGGCUAGGGCUGGGCAUUUUACAUCCAAGCUUUGAACCAAUUGGAUUUCUGGCAACAGCUGGAAUUUAGAAAACCACAGUCAACCUCUGGAAGAUUCUGACACCCUUCUGACUUACAAGCUUUUAAGUACUUGUUGCUGUGAAACAGCACUGGAUAUAUAAUGAUUCUUCUUCCUAUCUCUUGAUCAGGAGCUACUUCAGUUAGUUACAUCUGAUUGUUGUUUUAUUUUUUUUUAACUUUCAAACACUACUUGGGAAAAUAUAUUCUUGUCCAAUAACAAAAUCAUUUUCACUUCUUUAGCACAUAGGCAAAUGAACUUGAUUUGAAACUAGAGCCAUAGGUCACAUGUGAUGGUCAGUCAUUUAUUCAUCAGCUCCUGUCAUGUUAGGAGAAUAUGUGAUAUGAAAAAGAAAAGAAAAUGUAGUAUGAAAAGGUCAUUUUUUUUAACCCUGGAAUUUGACUUUACCUAAGAUCAACUAAAUUUCUAUAUGUAUGUGAAUCUAAAGAUAAAACAGUUUUUAUAUGAUGCCAGUUCACACAAAAAUGAUUUGCCAUUCUCUGGAAUUUGUUUCUGCAAAACUUCUAUGGCUGUAGAAUUUUAAAAGUUAACCUUGUUGUUGUGGUCAACUCCCAAAAGCGUUGAAAAAUUCCCAGUGGGUGGCAUGGAAACUGCCUCCCACUCUUGCCCAGCCCUCAGAACAUGUGACUUAGUGAGAGAUUCUUUUUCUAGAAAAAAUGAGCCUCCUAUUACUUUAUUUUAUUUUUUUGACACAAACUGUAGAUUUUAGCAGCCCUGGCCCAAAGGAAUUUGAUUACUUUUGUUUUAAACAGUACAAAGGGGACACUAUAAUUAUGAAAAACAUCCUUCCUGAUUUUAGUUGUUUUUAAUUUUAUUUCUUAGGAUAUGUUUUCAGAGUGGUAAAUUGUGUGUGCGCAUUACAAAUGAUGAUGAUUCUUUUAGUGGUUUCUUAGCCUCUUUACAGCCCAUGGGGAUAGUACUGUACAUCAAUACCUUCAUAUGAAAUUUUUAUAUGCAAUGAAAAUAAAAGCAUGGGUUGAUUCUGCCUA